UGUGGCCCUGGGCGCUGGUGUAGGGGCUGAGAGCGCCAUGGCAGCAGGGUGGCGGACAGCCCUCGGCGUAGCUACAGGCUCAGCCUUACACAGUCUUCCUGAGGCGUUCCGUAAGACCGUGGCUCAUGUGCACCUCUGCUUGAGCGAAGACCAGGACGAGGUGUUCGUGAGGGGGGUGUGGAAGGGGGGCAGGACCCCCACGAGCGUGUGGACCCCCUUGGAGUGCCAGGUCACCGCCCUGGGCCACUCAGCCUACCAUAGUGACGGCGCCACCUAUGUCCUGGUGGGCCGCGUCCGCUGCCUCCUCCACUAUCUGGCCCUAAUCCGGAGACUGGCAGCCAAAAACACUAUCAAUAUAACUAAAACCUUGUAUCUGCUUGUGCCCACCGAUGCGGUAAACACGGACGUGAGAGCACUAGUGGUAUCAAGCAUCCCUGAAAAGCUGAAUGUUGUGCUGCUUAGCCUUCAACAUUCCCUCGAAGAAACCCUUGGGCCAAGAAGAGAGAGCCGUGAAGGGAAAAACAGUGUGAGGGAGUUGGUGUUCGCGAGCAGGAGAGACGACUCGACUGAGCGAAUGCAGACGCAAUUCAGACGCCAUGAUGGGAAGAGUGAGCGUGAUCAUAGCCAGAGGCUCAAACGCCAGAACACGGCGAGUGAGCGUGCGAGCACGAACUUUGGUGCUCAGCAGACAGAAACAACUUUUCAGCGCAGCAGCAAGACCAGACCGGAGACCAAUAAGGGGGACUCUAUCAGCUCCUCCUCGGCGAGGCUUCAAGUCACCCUCCACGUGGCGGAGUCUCCUGGGGACGGCAGCGUCUUCUUCAGAAAGGUCGGAAUCUGGAGCUGGUCUUCUGGGCUAGUGCUCGACGGGGGACUAAAAGCAACACCUUCGGUCAACUUCUACGGCAGGAAUUUGGUUAUGACCAUUGUUUAUAAGCCUCGGGUGUUCGAGAUGCGCGGAGGCCGUCAGGAGCGCCCAGGCUCCCUGGAGAACGCGGACGGGUACGCCGCCGAGGUUGUCCGCACGCUGCAGCGAGGACUGAACCUCUCUGUGGUGCUCAUGACCACUAACACCUUCGGUAGCCAGCUCCCCAAUGGCUCUUGGAACGGCUUGAUGGGUCAUCUGACACGAGGGGAGGCCGACGUCUCGCCUAUGGACUUCUCGCCAUCACUGGAGCGGGCGCUGGUGGUGGACUUCAGCGAGUGGUUCAGUAGGGACAACGUUAUCAUCGUUUCACAGGCGCCCCGGCCUCUCCAACGGCCCUUCCUCCUCCUGCACAUAUUCUCAGGCUGGGUGUGGGUGACGAUUCUGAUAAUGGGUGUAUCUUCAGGAAGCUUCCUGUGGGUGCUGGACCUCGUGCUGGGCACCGUCCGGGCCGGCAGGAAGUUGCACCGGAGAGAUGCCCCAGUGACGGAAGUCCACGUCUCCUACCUGGCCACCGUCGCCACCAUCCUCAAGCUCUUCGUCCUGCAAGGGAGCAGGACCUGGAGCGUCUCCCUGUCAGCCCUGGUAGCCGCCUCCUGCGUCUUCCUGGCGGUGGUGUCGUUAGUGGGAGUCUACCAGGGCUUCAUCGUCGCCUUCCUGGCGGUGCCCAAGAGGGGGCCUCCCAUAGACUCAGCCAUGGACCUCAUCCAGAGGCUGGAUACCGUCAUCCCGAUCGUGCGCAAGAACACGGUCUAUUACCAGUUCGUUGUGAAGUUUGAGAGCUAUCGCCCCAUAGCGGCAAAGCUGACCUUCCAUCAAGAUGAGUUCAUCAACACCUGGGGAUUUUUUCAACUCGUUCACUGUGGAAAGUACGCGCUUAUUGACACCUACUCCUCGGGAGUGGGUCGGGCCGCCAUGUUUGAGUCAAGGGCAGAGGAGUGUCGCUUCCACGUGUCCCGUCAAGUGCUUCAGCCCGAUCUCGACCUUAUGGCUUAUCGACAGAAUUCUGUCUUCAGAGAGAGGAUCGAUUUGGCACUACGCCAGUUGCGUUCCUUUGGCAUCAUUGACAAAAUUAAAGCGGACUUCUACUCGACAUCUUGCGAAACACAGCUUUCCAAGGGGAACCUGCAAGCUCUUAAUCUUAUCCAGAUGCAGAGUGCAUUCUACGUGUUGGUGGUUGGGCAUCUUGUAGCUCUCAUGGGCUUCAUUGUAGAGAUUACCUGCAACUCUUGUAGAUGCCAGAGGGUGCUGAAGGCUUCAUUACAACUACAGUGACUCUUUACUCUAGUGGACUCUUCUGUAUAGUGACUCAUAUUGUCUUUCAUCUGUAAGGAUAUUCCUGCCCUGCAUACAGGAAAGCGACUGGUGGUGAAUAUGAAAGCUAAAUGCUGAACCAAUAUUUCUUUAAUAGUAUCAAUUACUCUGACAAUCCCCGCCCACCUGCAUCAUCAGUAUACCCCACUGUUCACAUUGUCAUCUGUGUACCGCGCUCCCUCUCCACCCAACAGUGUCAUCAAUCUGUAUACACGUGAGCUAGAAUGCCUCCCCACCCCCAUCACUCUACAGUAUUGCCAGUCAGUAUACUUAGCUAGCAAAUAUACCAACCAGUAGCUUUUCUGUUUUUGACACCUGAAGUCAUAUAACUAGUAAGCAACAAAAGGUUUAAAAGUUUUGGGUGCAGUUCUUUUGCUUAAACACAGUACUGUAGUAUAACACGAAGGCAGGUAAUUAAGAGUCAAAGUAAAACAUAAUAUUUAUUUAGAAAAACCAUUAAUAUCUAUUGCACAACAUGCUGUGAAUAUAGUAUGAAAAGUAUAAGAUACAUUUCUUUAAAUGUUAGUUAUGGCACAGAGACCAAGAAAUAAAUAAAAUUUGAAAUACAGUAAUAUGAUCAAAUAUAUUGUAUUUACAAUAAUCAAUAAACAAUACUUCAUU
Messenger RNA from Procambarus clarkii (red swamp crayfish), 2860 nucleotides. The record is from RefSeq and is a predicted model, not a curated record. Lineage: Eukaryota; Metazoa; Arthropoda; Malacostraca; Decapoda; Cambaridae.